CCCUUAGAUUUUGCCUGGAAUGAUGCACCAUUGUGAUGUGUGUGAAACUGCAAUAAAAGCUCAUUUUGUUUUAGAUUUCUUUUCUAGUUUCUUUCUUUUUGAUAAUAGAGAAAUACCCCGUGCGCUAGCUGGUCCAACUGUAGUUGGUGCACUGGUUUGCAACUCGGGUGAGCAUGGGCCCACCUCUCUACCCUUGUCCCAUAUAGAUACCAUGCUUUAGUCUUUUCUAGUUUCUUUUUUGGUUGGUUCAGUUGAAAUUUUGAUUAUCUGUCCUUUUUGGCUUUUAUCUCCCAUCAAGUGUAUUAUUGCAAAAUGUCAAACAUGCCUUCUACCAAGCGUAUCUCUGGCAUUAUAUCUACUACUUUUUUCAGCAAAUUCCCUUUUUUUUCGUUGGCCUUAUAUCCCCUUUAUCAAAAUAAUUCGUAAAAACAAAACGUGUGCUAUGUAAUAAUACUGCUGGUAGAAGUUGAAGUGUAUGCUCAUUUAUAUUCCACCCCUGUACCUUGGAGAUAGAAGUGCUUCUGAAAAUAAUAAUAAGAGUCUCUGGACAAGAAGUAUUUGUAUAUUGAGUAAUCAACUCUUUUUGUGGUUAUAAUAAUAAAAAUAAUUAUCGACAGAAGUAGACAGUGACAGUAAAGGAAACUGAACAGCACUUACUUAGCCAUUCUGGCAGAAUCACACGCACGCGGGCUAAAGCUUCCCCUCUUUUUUAUAUAAAUGCAUCUUACUUCCUAGUCAGUAGCAUCAACCACAAGCCCCCACUUCCCCUUUCACUUUCUCGUCUCUCUUUAUUUUCCAUUUUGCCUUGUUUAUUUCAUUCAUCUUUCUCAAUUGGUUUGCUACUCUUCUUAGCUGGUAUUGUCUGUUGUGUUAGUUAAUCACUGAGAAGAAAAGAUGUCUUCAUGGGAAAAGCCAAUAAUACGACCUCAGCAAAGGCGGAAGACGCCAUCAUUUUCUUCCUCUUUGCUGGAAGCCAUUUACCAUUCCAUUGAUGAAUCAAAAGAAGAAGAAAAGCGUCAAGAAGAGAACCAGGUUCCGAAUAAAAGGAACAAAGCUGUGGAAGCCGAAGAAGAAAUUGUCAGCCUUCGACGUGCAAUCUUGAUUGAAAAAUGGAUGGAAAGUUACAAGUAUACUCAAAGCUCAGGCCACUUUACUUCAGAUUCAGGCUCAUCAACAGACUCAAGCAUGUUUUCGUCCUCAGAAACCGAAUCCGCUUCAAGAUCCACACCUAAAUCAUCAGUUUUUCACACAUUGCCAAAACCAACCAGACAAGUUUAUGACACACUUGUUCCAGGAAGGUCAGAAAAGAUUGUUACAUUCUCUGCAGAGACGACUCCAAAAUGUGAAGGAGGAAGGUUCAUGAAAACAAAAUCAAGAGCCUUGAAGAUUUAUGGUGAUUUGAAGAAGGUGAAACAACCUAUUUCACCGGGUGGGAAAAUCGCAAACUUCUUGAAUUCGAUAUUCAAUUCGAGAAACAUGAAGAAAAAUCACCAUCAUCAAGGUAUGGAAGAUUGGAGUUCAGUAAGGAAAUCAAGGUCAGUGAAUGACUCAAGUACUGUGACAUGUUCAUUGACUACAAGAUCUUCUUGCUUGAACAAAACCCCUUCUUCAAGAGGUAAUAAGUCGAAAAGGUCAGUUAGAUUUUGCCCUGUCAGUGUAAUUGUUGAUGAAGAUUGUCAACCAUGUGGUCAAAAGAGCAUCUACAAGAAUGAAGAACCAAGAAUGUGGCAAGUGCCAAAAGCAGGGAGCUUCAGAAACUUUGACGGAAAGCAUAUCAACAAGCAUCAUUACAGAGGAUUUUACCAAAGUGAAGAUGAUGAAGAGGAAGAAGAAGAAGAAGAAGAUGAUGGUAGGAGUUGUGCAAGUUCUGAUCUGUUUGAACUUGAGAAUAUAGGCAUGAUUGGUCAUGUUCAUGCAACUAGAGAUGGGUUGCCUGUAUAUGGAACCACUAGUUUUAAAAUGAAUCAAGCCAUUGCUAGGGGUUUAGUUAUGUGAUCAUGUAACAUUUCAUUUGAUCAUCAAUGUAAAACACCUAAAAAUUGAAUGAGUCUUCUUGUACUAGGUUUUUCUCCA
Molecule: messenger RNA, 2073 nt
Organism: Lycium ferocissimum
Lineage: Eukaryota; Viridiplantae; Streptophyta; Magnoliopsida; Solanales; Solanaceae
Product: protein BIG GRAIN 1-like A
Exons: 1
Coding region: 895-1995 (366 amino acids)
Biological process (GO): auxin-activated signaling pathway
Source: RefSeq, a predicted model, not a curated record